CUCCUCCUCCUUCUUCUCCUCCUUCUUCUUCUUCUUCUUCUUCUUCUGAGCGCGUGCAGUUUACCCACGACACGCGCGCGCACACACACACACAUACACGCACACAUACACACGCACGACGCACGCGCUCCCACCCCACGCGGUCUACCCCACGUUUUUCUCACAGCGGGAGUUUGACGGAGCGACGCGGGCGAAAAGACGCGCGCGCGGCUCCGUGGAUCGUUCCGUUUGGAUCGCGAGAAUCCGCAUCAGAUCCGCAUCCGGUCCGGUUCCGUUCACACUGGAUUUAGCGGUUCGGACUCCGGAUCAGAGAAUGCGGCCCUGGCCCCUCCCCCUGGGGCCCCUCGUCUCCCUGGGGCCCCUCCUCGUCCUCCUGGGGCCCCUCCUCUCCUCUCUCUGUGUGUGGGGCUACACUUUGGACCAGGAGCACAGUCUGCAGUUCAGGGGCCCCGGGGCCUCCAUGUUCGGCUACUCUGUCCUGCUGCAUCGACACCGGAGCCACAGCUGGUUGGUGGUUGGAGCUCCGGUGGCGAACUCGUCUAACUCCACACUGCCGCCUUCUGGAGCCAUUUACCGCUGCAGCCUCCAGGACCAGAGCCACCGCUGUGUCCCCAUGGACGCAGAGGUCGGCAGAUGUGGGAAAACCUGCGAGGGGGAGAGCGCCCACCAGUGGCUCGGGGUCAGUCUGUCACGACAACCAGGGCCCCAGGGAGGAAACGUGCUGGCCUGUGCUCAUCGCUGGAAGAAUGUGUUUUACUCCCAGAGGGACGGUCAGAACAACAAACUUCCGAACGGAGUGUGUUUCAAAUACGGAGCGGAUCUGAGUCACGGCCAGCCCCACAUCCCCUGCUACACAGCUCACCAGAGGAAGUUUGGAGAAGACUACGGCUCGUGUCAGGCCGGAAUCUCCAACGUCCUCACUCAGGACCUGAUGGUGAUGGGGGCCCCGGGGACGUCGUACUGGACCGGUUCAGUCCUGGUCUACAACAUGUCCAGUGGAGUCAUGUCCUCGUAUGUGGACGACCACUCUGCCACGGUCAGCUUCGGCAGCUACCUGGGUUACUCGGUGGGCGCGGGGCCGUUCCUGAGCGAGUCGUCGAUGGAGGUGGUAGGGGGCGCUCCGCAGUACAACCAGAGGGGAAAGGUCUUUAUCUUCUCUGUGGACUACAACAGGCUGAGGGUUCUCACCAACGUGUCGGGGAAAGAGUUGGGCUCGUACUUCGGGGCGAGUCUGUGCGCACUGGACCUGAACGCAGACGGACUCUCGGACCUGCUGGUGGGCGCUCCCAUGGCGACGGGGGCCAGCCGCGAGGAGGGGCGUGUCCACGUCUACCUCAACCGAGGACAGGCGGAGCUGCAGGAGGCGGAGUUUGUGCUGUCGGGCAGUGAUGCGUACGCGGCGCGGUUCGGGGAGGCCAUCGCUGACCUCGGGGACCUGGACGAUGAUGGUUUCCCCGAUGUGGCAAUUGGAGCUCCUCAUGAGGACGAGCUCAGAGGAGCUGUUUACAUCUACAACGGCCGAGAGGACGGCAUCUCCCCCACCCCCUCACAGAGGAUCUCGGGGGCGUCUCUGGGCAGGGACCUGUUCAUGUUCGGUCAGUCGCUCAGCUCUGGGGUCGACAUGGACGACAACGGCUACCAAGAUGUGGCGGUCGGGGCUUUUCUGUCAGACUCUGCUGUCGUUCUCAGGUCGCGGCCCGUGGUGCGAGUGGAGGCGUCCGUGCACCUGCCGGAGCGCGUGGACCCGCAGGGAGUGCCGUGCUCACACCACAGAGCCCCCAGCGUCUGCAUGAACGUGAGCGUCUGCUUCAGGGUCAGCUCCAGGCAGUUCAGAGGACCCGUGGACCUGCUGUACAACGUGACCUCUGACCUCCUGCACAAACCCUCCUUCCCCCACCGCUUCUAUUUCCACGGCAACGGCUCGUCCAACAGCACGAGGGGGCGUGUCCGGGCGCGGCUCGGCCAGCGCACCUGUAACACACACCUGGCCUUUCUGAGGAAGCCUGUGAGGGACAUCUUCACGCCUGUGCUCUUCCAGGCCUCGUUCGGUCUGAGGGAGGCCACGCCCACCCGCAGCUCACACAGGCCCCUCCCCCCGCUGAAGCCCAUCCUGCAGAGGGGCGGGGCCAAGAUCGCCAGCGCACAGACGCUCUUCUCUCGCUCCUGUCUCCUUGACGACUGCUCCUCGGACCUGCAGCUCUCGGCUCAGCUCGACCUGCCCGGCGGGCGUCCGUACUUCCCUCUGGGUUGGGGGCGGAGCUUCAUGUUGAACGCGUCGGUGGUGAACGGCGGAGACGACGCCUUCUUACCGCGCCUCACCCUCCUGUUCCCGCCCGCCGUGCAGUACGUGCGCGUGCACACGGACGAGACGGCGGUGAGCUGUGACAUCAUCGCGGAGGUGAACAGCACAGUGGGCGUGGCCUGUGGGUUGGUGGGGCUCAUCCUCCCCGCCGAGGCUCAGCUCAACGUCAGCUUCCUAUUGGACGUGAGCCACAACAGCACACCUGGUGACAUCACUCUCCAGCUGAGCAGCCGCAGUGAGAACUUUGAGAAGGAGGACUUUCUGGGGGACAACUCUGUGAGUCUGGUGCUGCCGCUCAAACAGGAAAUGGACAUGUCCAUCCACGGACACGUGAGCCCCUCGUCCUUCACCUUCUCGGAGCUGGAGCAGGACUACGCCCCGGUCGACUGUUACACAGAGACACUCAACUUCACCUACAAGAUUGUGAACUCUGGUCCGAGUCGUUCUCUGGACACGGUGGUGGAAGUACUUCUGCCCCGGACCCUCGUGCCGCACCCCCACAGACUCCUGCAGAUCAGAGACUAUCAGGUGUCUCAGGGCAGGUGCUCCCUCGGGGACAGGGUGCUCUCGGUGGUGGACGACUGUACGGUCCCUCACGCCUCGUUUCUGCAGCAGCUCGUCUUCUUCUUCUCUCCGCCAACGACACGCCUCCUGUUCUGCGGGCCCCGGGACCCUCUGUGUGAGCGUCUGGUCUGUCACCUGGGGCCCCUGGAGGCGGGAAGAGUCGCCACCCUCCACCUGGAGACGAGCCUGAACCCGGCCGUGCUGCUGCAGGCGCCGGGUCGACACAGUGUGAUGAAGUUGGAGACUGUGGCGUUUGUGUCUCGUCCAGAGGAGGAUCAGUACACAGUGUUGACCAGUGAACAGAGAGACGCUCAGGUCCAGGUGGUGGCGCUGUUCUCACACAAACCCUCUGCAACGGUCAGAGUUCUGCUGCUCGUGGUCAGUCUGCACCUGGGCCUCCUCAUCCUGUCUGUGCUCAUCUACUGCCUCUGGAAGGCCGGUUUCUUUAAGCGGGAGCGGGAGCACAAGAAGCUUCACAGGGACAGCUGGGACUACGUGCCAAAGCUGGGCCCCCGAGAGAGCUUCUCCUAACGGGACGGGCGCUCGCCAAGGAGGGGGGGUACUCGCCGAGGGGGGGCACGCGGCAGGGGCGUCCUCUGACUCCAGAACUCUUCACCGACCUCCGCUUAAAAAGAACUGACCUCCUGCUGGUUCUCUGCUCCUCUGACGAACUCUGGGCCUCGCUCUGGGCUCACACCGCGGGGGGGGGAAAUCUCCUGUGACCUCUGACCUUUGGGGGGGGGGGGGAACUGAAAGUGGGCGUGUCCCGUUACGUUUCUUCGCUUCCUCAAAAUCGUAGCGUUUCUUGGCUCAGAAGUUUGGAUCUAUAAUAAGACCUUCUGGAUAAGCCCCUCCCCCUCCGACCUGGAGCGACGCCGACUGGUGGAACUGCACCCCGAACAGAAUUCUCCCGUAGAACACAAUGUACCUGACCCCCGACCCCACCUCUACGGAGCACAGAGCAGUUUUUUGUGAAUUUUCCGGCUUCUACAAACGUCAGAUUUUUUUAGGAUUUUUCUGUAUUUUUACAAUGUGAACUUUUUAGAACUUUUUAAAUCCUCGACAUCUUGGGUUCCGGAUCUUCUCGUACUUCCACGCUCAGAAGACAGAGAGAGACACAAGGAACCGUCUCCAUGUCUCCUCUGGGUGGGGAGGACUUAACUUAAGCAGAAGAGGAGCUGAGGAGGACCUGCUGUAUGACUGCACUACUGACCGCACUGAACGAGCUCAGACCAAAGAGCAGGAACCAAAGCAGCCCCGGGGAAGUCUCUGUGUGGACCGAGGAACCUGGAGGAACAUGGAGGAUCCUGGAGGAACCUGGAGGAACCUGGAGGAACCUGAAGAAACCUGAGGGAACCUGGAGGAUCCUGGACAAAUCUAGAGGAGCCUAGAGGAACCUGAGGGAACCUGGAGGAACCUGGAAGAACUUGGAGAAAUCUGGAGGAACCUGGAAGAACUUGGAGGAACCUGGGGGAACCUGGAGCAAUCUGGAGUAACCUGAGGGAACCUGGAGGAAC
Messenger RNA from Boleophthalmus pectinirostris (great blue-spotted mudskipper), 4383 nucleotides. RefSeq names its product integrin alpha 4 (gene itga4). The record is from RefSeq and is a predicted model, not a curated record. Gene Ontology annotation, molecular function: integrin binding. Gene Ontology annotation, cellular component: external side of plasma membrane; integrin complex. Bases 314 to 3397 code for a protein of 1027 amino acids. The transcript has 29 exons. Lineage: Eukaryota; Metazoa; Chordata; Actinopteri; Gobiiformes; Gobiidae. Gene Ontology annotation, biological process: cell adhesion mediated by integrin; cell-matrix adhesion; cell-cell adhesion.